Molecule: messenger RNA, 2462 nt
Organism: Rana temporaria (common frog)
Lineage: Eukaryota; Metazoa; Chordata; Amphibia; Anura; Ranidae
Gene: SGK2
Product: serum/glucocorticoid regulated kinase 2
Exons: 12
Coding region: 506-1597 (363 amino acids)
Biological process (GO): protein phosphorylation
Molecular function (GO): protein serine/threonine kinase activity; ATP binding
Source: RefSeq, a predicted model, not a curated record
UCUUCCUCCUGCGCCUGUCAUGGAAUUCCUGAGCGACUCUACAAGUGUCACCGCCACAAGAACUUGUUCUGCACAUUCAUAAUUCCCUUUAAAAAAUGCCCAAACACAGAGAGGGGGGGUUACUCAUUAACUUGCCCAACUUCAGCCGCUCCUUGAGACAAAUACAUUUGACCUUCACACUCGUCCCCAGCCUUUAUUUUUUUCCAGCCCAGCAGCCUCCUCCUCCGCCUCCUCCCUGCCCACAUUCCCCCCACCUCCCCCAGCUCAAAAACAAGUCUGCUUAGAUUAGCCACAGGUAAUUCGGGGUCUGCGGCUUCAGCAACAGCGGGACGCCCACCGCCAUCCCACUUCCCAGGUAAGGACCUUCAUCCGGAUAAAGAAAGACAUUUAGCUCCAUAGGAGGAAGAGAUUGCUGCAGCUGGAGGAAGAGUUGUCUGUGGUUGUAGUAAGUUCACUGGAUGACAUCGAGGCAGGAACAGGUGAAAAGCUCCACUUCAUUCCCAUCAUGACGUCAACAAUCAACCUGGGCCCCUCUGCCAAUCCCAAUGCUAAACCUACCGAUUUUGACUUCUUGAAAGUGAUUGGAAAGGGGAGCUUUGGAAAGGUCAUCCUGGCAAAGCGUAAAAGUGACAGUAAGUUCUAUGCAGUGAAGGUUCUGCAGAAGAAGACCAUUCUGAAGAAAAAGGAGCAAUCUCACAUUAUGGCUGAAAGGAAUGUCCUGCUUAAGAACCUGAAACAUCCUUUCCUGGUAGGCCUGCAUUAUUCCUUCCAAACUGCAGAAAAACUCUACUUUGUCCUGGACUACGUCAAUGGAGGCGAGCUUUUCUUCCACUUACAAAGAGAGCGCUCCUUCCUGGAACCCCGGGCCCGCUUCUAUUCAGCAGAGGUGGCUAGUGCUAUUGGCUACUUGCACUCUCAAAAUAUAAUUUACAGAGACUUGAAGCCUGAAAACAUCCUCCUUGACAGCCAGGGUCAUGUUGUUCUGACUGAUUUUGGUCUCUGCAAAGAGGGGAUGGAGCCAGAAGAGACCACUUGUACCUUCUGUGGGACACCUGAGUACCUGGCCCCUGAGGUCCUGAGGAAGCAGCCGUAUGAUCGCACCGUGGACUGGUGGUGUUUAGGCGCUGUCUUGUAUGAGAUGCUCUAUGGACUGCCUCCGUUUUACAGCCGGGAUGUUUCCCAAAUGUAUGACAACAUUCUGAACCAGCCGCUGCAACUCCCAGGAGGAAAGACAACCGCCACCUGCGACAUCCUCCAGGGUCUUCUGCACAAGGAUCAGCAUUGCCGAUUGGGUGCCAAGUCUGACUUUCUGGAGAUCAAGAAUCAUGUCUUCUUCAGUCCCAUUAAUUGGGAAGAUCUGUAUCAAAAGAAGAUUCCCCCGCCUUAUAACCCCAACGUGGCUGGUCCAGCUGAUCUACGUCACUUUGAUCCAGAAUUUACACAGGAGGCCGUGUCGAAUUCUCUGAGCCGCACACCCGACCUAGCCCUCUGCAGUUCCAGUUGCUCAAAUGCUUUUUAUGGCUUUUCCUAUGCGCAAAGCGAGGAUGACUUUUUGAAUGGAGAUAAUCAUGGAAACAAUGAUUUUAUAGGACAAUAAAUAAUUCCAUUUGGAUGAACGAACAAACAACUCCACACUCCCAUCGGCAGAUGAAAUGAACGAUAAGUCCUAAAGAUUGGUGCAUGGGUCCUUUGAUGUGUAAUGCAGACCAAUCUUGAACCAUUAUAUUGACUGAUGGACAAAGAUGAAGGAAGACAAGUGUUUGUAAGCUCAAAGUCUUAUUGUUGAUCAAUUUAAUAAGUACUGUAUAAUUAACAGGAGCAAGUGGCUUCUCAUUUUGACUUCACUGUAAAUAGUGCACCCAAGCCAUGUCAUCCUCUUUGCUACUGAUGAGGUUUAAUGUGGCUCCUCUAUUAAGGACUCACCUACCAACUAUAAGGAAUCUGCUACAGCAGUUUUGAAGGCCUCAAGUUGGCUUUUAUCUGAGACAUACUCAACACAAUCACUUUCUCAUAGAUCUGUGAAGUUAGUCCACGUAUUGUGGGGUCUGUGGUGUCCAAGGGCAUAGUGGCUGCUGUACCUUACUCUGCUACUUUACCUACCGUCAAGUGCCAUCGUAUCAAUCUCAUAUAUUCUCCAUAGCGUCUUUUGUCAAUGCCAGUGGAAGACAAGCCUAACUCUAGCUGUUCCUAAACACGUUUCCACCCACCUAUCUUGCAUACCCUGUAUAAAAAAAUGAUCUGUGUAUUUACCUAUAUUUACUCAGUCAUGUGAUCCAGCAUCUUCAGCUCCCCUGUGUCAGUGAGUGGCUGCUGCAGGGGAGAAGGCAGCAGCGCCGACAAUGCCUAGACCAUGGGAGUUUAUGGUUGACAAUAUGACUUCGAGAAAUUCACAGCCAUUGUUGAGAGCACCUUUACACAGGAGAGGCGGAGCUGCUGAAUCAUGUGUCUAGGCUGGCCCAGAU